CUCAUUUCUGGAGCUGAAACUCAAGGGUGUGGUGACUCCGAGACUCCACGUCCCUCAACACAUCACCGGCGUACGCAUUGUAUCCUCAAUUAAUACACCUUGUCCCACAACAAGAACUACUCUUUCGGUCGCACUCUUGGCCAGGGCGGGGGUUGCUCAGACCGAAAGAGUCUGUAUAUCCACCAUGACGCAGACCCCGAACGGCAAGUCUGCAGGAGGCGUCCUGCAAAUCCCGGUGGCUGCGACUCAGAAGAAUGCUUCUGCGACAACUAAAAAAGCUCCCAAGCCUCCAGCGCCGCGACUGAAGCUCAUCAUCAGACGGCUUCCGCCAGGGUUGACCAAAGCCGAAUUCGAGACAGCUCUCGGCCCCGAAUGGAGGACCGGAGCUGGAAAGGUCGAUUGGUUCCUCUACAAGCUGGGGAAAGUGUCCAAAGAUCCAGCCAAACCUUCUCGGCCCUCGCGAGCCUACAUCCACGUCGUUUCGAACGAUUAUACUCUGCCGCUUUCCACUCAGGUUCGCCAAACGUCCUUCCAGGAUGCGCGCAACACUUUCAAUGACCCUGUGCUGCUGGGACCACCCUCGUUGGAGUUUGCGCCGUUCGCCAAGAUCCCCGGCAGUCGUUCGCGCAAGGAUGCUCGCCAGGGAACUAUUGAUCAGGAUCCCGAUUUCAUCGCCUUCCUCGAGAGUCUUACCCAGCCCAUAACGAAGCCAGCUGCAAUUGACUCGGCCGCCGAUGCGGAGGACAAGAAAGAUUCGGUGACUAUUACGCCCUUGGUUCAAUACAUCAAGGAUAAGAAGGCCAACAAAGCUAAGGAGUCCAACAAGUCUUCCCGCCACAAGUCAGACAAGGAUUCGAAGUCGGAGAAGGUCCAGGCAAAGAAGCUGCUCCAACGGCCCGAUAAAGACUCUGCUCAGCCGGCCGCUGCAGAGAAGUCGGAUAGGAGGAGCAGGUCCGACAGAGCUACCAAGGAAGCUGUGAAGGUGGCGAACAAGCAGGCCGCUAGUGUCGCAUCCAAGCAGGCUGCAAAGUCGUCCGCCUCUAAGGACACUCCCAAGGACGCACCCCAGCCAUCAACCGAACGGAAGAGGGAACGUGGUAAUAUCUCUGCUGCUGCCAAGAUUCUCCAGCGCGAUCUUGGAUUAGCUCCAUCCGGCGGCCGUCGACGCGGCGGGAAGGGUGCCUCUGUGGAUUCCGACGCCGCGAAGAACGAACAAGUCAACGCCGCAACCCCCGAACCGCCAAAGAAGGAGGCUUCCAGCAGGUCGUCGAAGGGUGCCAAUUCUUCGCAGAACUCCAGGGGUCGGGAUCGUGGCCACGCUCAGCAACAACCCAACGAGCCAUCGGAAGCGGGCACACCUCCCGUCAGCACAACCCCGAAACCUUCCAAGCCCGCCAAAGGAAAACAAGCAGCGGCCGGCCCGGCAGCCACCGCCACCCAAGCCUUCCUGAAGCACGCCAACCCGUCCCAAGGUGUCACUGAGCCAUUGCUGGAAACUGCAUUCGCUCCUUUUGGUAAAGUCCUGAAGGUUGAAAUCGACAAGAAGAAGGGCUUCGGCUAUGUCGAUUUCGCUGAGCCAGACGGACUCCAGAAAGCCAUUGCUGCAAGCCCCGUCACAGUCGCCCAGAGUCAGGUGGUUGUGUUGGAGAGAAAAGCAAACCCCGGCGGCGAGAAGGGUCGCGGAAAAGGUCGUGCGGGUGAAUCGCAGCAGUCUACUGCGGGAGGCAACGCCAAUAACACCCGGGGCGAGAAGGCCACCGAGGGCAGAUCCGGAGGAAACUCAUCCCGAGGACCGCGUGGUGGUCGAGGCUCCAAGGGCAAAGGCGGCUCGAAGGGUAACGGCGGCGGCAAUGCGAAUACCAACGCCGGAAACACUUCUGAGAACAAGGGAAAUGCGGAUGGCAAGUAAGAGGCGAAGGGUGUGCUGUACUCGAUUGCAAAGAUCAUCUAGAGCGAUAGCGUCUCGAUGUUGGGUAACGCGCAUGAGUCUCCCAGAUCACGCAUGCAGCGGAAUCACGCAUGGACGACUCGCUUUCUGGGCGGGACAUUCAACCUGUUCACAUGCACAGAGCAUCUGGCGCUAAGUAUCUAUCACACCUGAUCCAUCAGGAUGGGAUACCGGAGCCCCCUCAGCAUGCACCACACACACACACACAUACGGCAUCAGCCCUUGCCGGCCUUGGGACGUGAGAAGUUGCUGUCUACAGCCAUGAUAUCCGCCAACCAGAGGCUAUCUAUCUACUCGGUAAGCUGCAGUGGUUACCAUGGACACAACCUCUCCUGGCGAAGCUUGUUCUAUAUAAGCAAACUGCUUUGGCUCAGAGGGAAACGAUCCGAUAUGACAUCAACACACUGCAGUGUUCUUAUUUGC
Messenger RNA from Aspergillus aculeatinus CBS 121060, 2371 nucleotides. Its product is annotated as putative nonsense-mediated mRNA decay protein Upf3. Gene Ontology annotation, molecular function: mRNA binding. The coding region runs from base 185 to 1909 and encodes 574 amino acids. Gene Ontology annotation, cellular component: cytoplasm; nucleolus. Gene Ontology annotation, biological process: positive regulation of translation; nuclear-transcribed mRNA catabolic process, nonsense-mediated decay. NCBI's taxonomy places the organism in Eukaryota, Fungi, Ascomycota, Eurotiomycetes, Eurotiales, Aspergillaceae. The record is from RefSeq and is a predicted model, not a curated record. The transcript is spliced from 2 exons.